Molecule: messenger RNA, 1224 nt
Organism: Drosophila serrata
Lineage: Eukaryota; Metazoa; Arthropoda; Insecta; Diptera; Drosophilidae
Product: cytochrome c oxidase assembly protein COX18, mitochondrial
Biological process (GO): protein insertion into mitochondrial inner membrane from matrix; mitochondrial respiratory chain complex IV assembly
Cellular component (GO): mitochondrial inner membrane
Molecular function (GO): membrane insertase activity
Source: RefSeq, a predicted model, not a curated record
UCUGUUAUGCAUUUUAUAUUGUUUACAUCGCGAUUUAUUCGAAUUUCACGAUUAAAUAAUGGCAGCGCUGCUGCUCUACCGUGCCUGCAGGAGGCCAAUCGUUGCUGGCAUCUGUAAAUACUCAUAUCCUGGAGCUACAUUCCAAAAUAACACUCAAAAUCACCGCCCGGCAUCCACGGAAGCGGCUGUGACGGCGGCGACAAGUGUCCAACUGGCGAAUGCCAGCGGUAUGGUGGGAUUCUGGCAAACUUUAUCGAACAGCACUCCCGUGGCUUAUAUGCAGGAUGCCCUCAUCCAGAUACAUGACUACAGUGGCCUGCCCUGGUGGGCCUCCAUUGUGCUGUCCACGUUUCUGUUUCGCAGCAUUGUAACCUUGCCGCUAACCGUUUACCAGCACCGGAUCACGGCCAGGAUCGAGAAGAUAGCGCUGGAAAUGCCCGCCAUUGUGGAGGAGCUAAAGCGAGAGGCGGCGGUGGCCAAGCACAAGUUCAAGUGGACUGAUAAGCAGACGCAGGUCGUCUACCAGCGUUCGAUAAAGAAGCAGUGGCAGAAACUCAUAAUACGCGACAACUGUCAUCCCAUGAAAACCCUCAUCGUGCUGUGGGGCCAGGUGCCGCUGUGGAUCUUCCAGUCGGUUGCGCUGCGCAAUCUAGUCUACUUGCUGCCGGAUCCCACGAGUAUACAGGCCCAGAUUGUGGCCACAGAGAUGACCAUUGGGGGAUUUGGUUGGAUACCCAACCUCACAGUAGUGGACAGCUCUUAUAUUCUGCCAGUGGCCUUGGGGCUUAUUAACUUGGCCAUCAUUGAGGUGCAGUCCAUGUCCCGUACACGUCCUGCCACCCGGCUGCAAAGUGCGAUGAAUAAUGUAUUCCGAGGCCUGAGCAUUGUGAUGGUUCCUGUGGCCUGCACGGUGCCGUCAGCACUGUGUGUUUACUGGGUAGCUUCCAGCAGUUUCGGCCUCGCCCAGAAUAUGCUGCUUCUCUCGCCGGAAGUGCGACGAUCUGUGGGAAUUCCCAAGACCCAAACGGAACUCGAUCAGCCGUACGAUCAGCUCUGGUUGAAGAUUCAGCAACGGGUCGGAUUGGUGGAGCAGUCUUCACCUGCUGAUAAGCCUCAGCCGCCGGCGACCAAAUGAUGUAGUCUAAUUUAACUUUUAGGUAAGACGUUGAGUUUGUUUUUUAAUGCGUUUGCAGUUAUGUAAAUAUAGACAACCCUUAAAUACGA